AUGCCUUUGCAGUUAACAAUACACUACGAGCUCAAAAAGAAUAAAAAAUUACGUGAAGUGCGUGAUAUACGUAAAGUGAAAGGAUACAUGCCAACACACGUCCGAAUCCUCGUCGUUAACCGCCUAAACAAACGAGGUCAUCACAGGUCACCGUUGUCACAUGCGAAGCUGCUCGACGUAGUUGCGUUGCGGAUCGCGCUGCGCAGUAGGGCCGUGUCAUGGCGGGGAGCUGGAUGGUGUGACGGAGGAUUGAAUUAG
Molecule: messenger RNA, 258 nt
Organism: Cercopithifilaria johnstoni
Lineage: Eukaryota; Metazoa; Nematoda; Chromadorea; Rhabditida; Onchocercidae
Source: the annotation of a GenBank genome assembly